GCCUUUGCCGAAGCACUUGACGGGGAAGAUGCGGCAGUUGGCAGAGCGACUACGCAGCGGGGGAAUCGGCGUCGAAUCCGCCGUUGCGUUGGCGCUGGAGAUGGAAGCAAAGGGCCUGCCGCCCACAUGGCAGAAAGCCGUGGAUAUUGCAGCCGUCCACGGCUACGCCAACCCCUUGGACGCCGCGACCGCUCGCGCGGGCGUUUGGGUGGAGAUCCUGGACGAGGGCAGCAAUUGGUAUGCCGCCGACCUGGCUUCUUCUUUGGUCACGAAGCGGCCCCGAAAAUCUUGGCUUUAUGAGUACGCGGUAUCCACCGGCCUGCUGUGUGCAGCCGACGACACCCUCAAGGGGGGCGAGUAUUGUGUCAUGACAGACGUUUCGGCGCGGUAUCACUACAGCUCCGACAGCCUUGACUUCAUACGUUCCGAGCGCGUCGGUACAUCCUGGAAGAACCUGCAAUCGUGGUGGAAGCGUUGCCUGGUCGCUUUCUCUGAUGCUGCCCCGUGCGAGCG
This is a messenger RNA of Symbiodinium necroappetens, 513 nucleotides long. The record is from the annotation of a GenBank genome assembly. NCBI's taxonomy places the organism in Eukaryota, Dinophyceae, Suessiales, Symbiodiniaceae.